Molecule: messenger RNA, 814 nt
Organism: Bactrocera tryoni
Lineage: Eukaryota; Metazoa; Arthropoda; Insecta; Diptera; Tephritidae
Gene: Dpck
Product: dephospho-CoA kinase
Exons: 3
Coding region: 83-775 (230 amino acids)
Biological process (GO): coenzyme A biosynthetic process
Molecular function (GO): ATP binding; dephospho-CoA kinase activity
Source: RefSeq, a predicted model, not a curated record
CAGCUGUGUUAUAACAGCCAGACGUAAUUAGAAAUUUUAUAAACUACAAGUGAAUCAAGUGAAGAUAUUAAAUAAAGUGAUAAUGUUUAUAGUAGCUAUAACUGGAGGAAUAGCCACUGGUAAAAGUACAGUAAGCCAAGUAUUCCUAGAUAAUGGUAUACCGGUGGUUGAUGCUGACAGAAUAGCCCGUGAAAUCGUUCAACCUGGGACAACAUGUUGGCAUAAGAUACGACAAGUAUUCGGAGAUGAGAUUAUUCUACCAACUAAACAAAUCAAUCGUGAGGCUUUGGGCAAGGCAAUUUUUAAUAACAAAGAGUUACGCGGAAAACUGAAUCAAAUUACACAUCCGGUAAUACAUCGAACCAUAUUCCUACAAGUUUUCAAACAUUUCAUGAGUGGUCGCUCGUGGAUUGUGCUCGAUUUACCCUUGCUUUUCGAAACAGGCAUACUUAUGGAAUUCAUUUAUAAAAUUGUUACCGUGUCAUGUGAGCCUGAGAUCCAAUUAAGCCGACUUAUGCAAAGGAACGAAUAUUCAUUUGAAGAUGCUAAAAAGCGUAUUGACUCGCAAAUGCCAUUAGAGAAGAAAUGUGAACAGUCCCAUUUCGUAAUUGAUAAUUCGGGUAGUAUUGAAGCAACCCGGGAAGCAGCUUUGCGUAUACUGCAGCUAAUGAAUGACUCGAAGCAUCAUUGGCGUAAUCGUGUGACACUUUUGGGUAUAGUGUUGGGACUCGGAUUAGUGAUAUAUUAUUUGAAUAGAAUUUUUAAUUUCUUCUAGGCUUGUUCUUUAAUAAAGUGCACUCCAAAAAAAGCAUAA